CAAAGAGAUAACAAAGACUUGGUUGGGGUUUGAGCAUCAGGGCCUUAGUGACUUUCCCUGCUACCCCUGUGAACCAGCAGGGAGAUGAGAUUCCCAUGGCAAGGAAGGCUCCUACAGGCAGACUCAUUCCUCAGGGUGCCUUUGUUUUCCUCUGGACUGAAACCCAAAUGCUCCUCCCACCCUUCUGAUCUUGGAAGCCAAGCCCCUUUGUAAUCUACAUAAGCUCCACUCCCCAGGGAUCCAGUGACUGCAGAAACUGGCCUUCCACUUGCUCUUGCCUGGAAUCCAAGCUAGAGUCCCAGGCUCCUCCAGGGGACUGAGGCCACCAUGACUCAGGAGAAGCCCCUCAUCCUGUUCCCACUGCUAGUGCUGGUGCUGUUAGUGCUGGGGUGGGUCCAGCCUUCCCUGGGCAAGGAAUCACGAGCCAAGAAGUUCCAGCGGCAACACAUGGACCCAGACGGCUACCCCAGCAACAACUCCACCUAUUGCAACCAAAUGAUGAGGCGCCGGCAUAUGACAGAGGGACGAUGCAAGCCAGUGAAUACCUUCAUUCACGAGCCUUUGGUAGAUGUCCAGGCCAUUUGCCUCCAGGGAAACAUCACCUGCAAGAAUGGGCAGCCCAACUGCCACAAGAGCAGCUCCAGCAUGAAGAUCACGGACUGUCGUGUGACGAGUGGCUCCAAGUACCCCAACUGUGCCUACCGCACCAGCCAGAAAGAGAGGCACAUCAUCGUGGCCUGUGAGGGAAACCCGUACGUGCCUGUCCACUUUGAUGCUUCAGUAGAGGUCUCUAUCUGAGACCAGAGCAGUGAGAUGCCCCACCUCAUUGUGUCACCUGUCUCUCCCUACUCCUUGCUAGCACUGAGGGAAAUGACUCAAGUUAGAGCUCCUAUCCAACACUAAAUUGUUUCCCUUGCCUGAGACUUAUGCCUGCAUGGUUUGGGGGGUGAGGGUUGGUUGUGAGUUGGGUCCCAUGUGAACUACUUUACUGCUUCUUUCAAUAAAACUCAGUUGCAACUA
Messenger RNA from Myotis daubentonii (Daubenton's bat), 1020 nucleotides. RefSeq names its product ribonuclease pancreatic-like. Gene Ontology annotation, molecular function: nucleic acid binding; RNA nuclease activity. Lineage: Eukaryota; Metazoa; Chordata; Mammalia; Chiroptera; Vespertilionidae. The record is from RefSeq and is a predicted model, not a curated record. Gene Ontology annotation, biological process: defense response to Gram-positive bacterium.